This is a messenger RNA of Aspergillus saccharolyticus JOP 1030-1, 2949 nucleotides long. RefSeq lists its product as uncharacterized. Bases 431 to 2701 code for a protein of 756 amino acids. Gene Ontology annotation, cellular component: MIS12/MIND type complex. NCBI's taxonomy places the organism in Eukaryota, Fungi, Ascomycota, Eurotiomycetes, Eurotiales, Aspergillaceae. Gene Ontology annotation, biological process: chromosome segregation. The transcript is spliced from 3 exons. The record is from RefSeq and is a predicted model, not a curated record.
CCCCCCCCCACCUCCAUUGUUCAUUUCUCUUCGUUCCUGAUUCUGGCCCUUGUCAUAGUUUUGACUCGUGGUUCUCUGCCCUUUUGACGACUCUCUCUAGCUGUAUUUAUCCCGAUUAGUGCUGCCACUCACCGCUUGCGCUUGUUGCACGCACAGACAGAGCUGGGCAGUCCUUCGUCAUAUCUCCCUAAGAGAUUCCUCAAGCCACGCGUUUUCCCCCGACAGCUUGUCCACCGACUGGAGGACAAAUUAGCGAUUAAAGUCAAUUCCAGUCUUUCUCCGUCGGCGCAUGGUGCAUUCCUCGGUGUGGGGGAUCUCGAUAGAUCUCCUUCGGUAGUUCCGACAUUCCACAACAUCUAAUCUCGCCAUUUGAAGAGCCAGCAUCGAUUUCGGCCUGACAUCAUAGGAGAAGCGACUCUUCUAUAGAACAAUGGCGGCGGAUUCAGGUCUCACGGCUCCAGGGAGCAGUACGUAUUCUUCGAAUACGCUCCAUGUUGGGGAUGGAACAUGGGACUCGGAGCGCGAUACAUUUCUGCUGCCCAAUCUGAUGGGUAUCAAUUUUGACACAAUGCGAUACAAUGGAAUGGGGAACAGAUUCAAAGAUAUGCCCGAAUACCAUACUCUCAUUGUCGUCCACGGGGUCAUCGCUACGAUCGUAUUUCUCGGCCUUGUUCCCAUCUCAAUCUUGAUCGUUCGAUAUUACUCGCGAUGGAACCCAUACUGGGCAUUCAAAUUGCACGUCUGGUGCCAAGUAUUGACGGUGAUGUUGAGCACCGUUGUAUUUGUAUUCGGCUGGUUCGCUGUCGGUCCCAGACGUAGUUUGACCAAUCCGCAUCAUGGAAUCGGCCUUGCAAUCUACGUUUUGGUGUGUUUUCAAGUCUUAUGGGGGUGGCUAGUUCACAAGUUUGAGAGGAACAAGAGGCGCUUUCAUGUGCCUUUGAAGCUUGUCAUACAUCGAUGGAUUGGCCGCGCAUUAGCGAUCUUAGGGAUUGUGCAAAUACCACUCGGUCUCACUCUUUACGGCUCACCUAAAGUACUUUUUAUUCUAUACGCCAUCGCCGCCUUUGCGCUUCUAGCAACAUGGUUUGUAUUGUCCUACCUAUACGAUACUGAGGGCUACCAUAUGGAGGGCGAUUUUGAAGCUCGUCGUAGCUAUGUGUCCGGGCCUUCUGGUCACGAUGGACGACCCCCUGGUGUUCUAGGUCCUAUGGCAGGGGCGGGCGCAGCAGGCUCGGGAUUGGGCUCACUUUUCAGAAGACGCUCUCGGGACAAGGAAUAUGAAUAUGAGGAUCCGCACGCGGUUUACCCAGAAGAAAAGUUCUCCGAUGAAGGACGACGCCGGGGACGCUGGGAAGACACUAUGCUCAAAUUGGGAGCUAUCGGUGGUGGUGCCUGGCUUGUGAAGAAGUUUCUUGACAGGAAGCGCGAUCGGGACGAUGAUACAGAGUCUGGUCGUUAUAGCCGUGCUCAUGCACGAAGUGAUAGUAUGACGGAAGAAAGCUUAAGUCGGCUGGAGCCAACGCAGCGCACUCCUUUAAAUCGCCCUCCCAGUCAACCGCCAAGCCGACCAGGGAGUAGACCCCCAGGCAGGCCUGCAAGUCGCCCUCAGAGCCCAGGUUCAUCAUACUACUACGACAGCACGUACCUAUCUGAGCGACCCGAACGGAGACCAUCACAUACACUUCGAAAUGCGGUUCUAGGUGCCGGGGCCUUCGCUGCACUGAAGGGUCUGUUCUCCCGUCGGAACAAAGCGAAUGAUGAGCAGCGCCGAUUAGAAGACUUGCGUCGUCGCGAGAUGGAAGACGAGAGGUUGACUCGCGCAAAUAGUGGGCGACGGUACCCCGGAGAAGCCUACUACCCGCGAGGAAGACCAGAGUCGUUCACUGCCACUGAUCUCUCGACGGAGUUGACUCGCCCGCUACGCCGUCCAUCGCAUGGAGAUUCCGUUCUUUCUGCUGUGCCUAUGGCAUCUGGGGCGGUUGAUAGAGCACGCUCAGACCUGCCUCCAGCAUCUGCUCCUCCAGUCCCACACGAUGUGGUAUCGGAAGCGCCUGCUCCACCACCUCCUCGACACGAUUCAGGCAACCUGGCAGCUGGUGUAGCGACUGGGGCUGCUUUGGGCGCAGCUGCCUCCUCUGGCCACCGCCACCGCAGCAGAAGCCGGCGUCGUGACGAUCAUGUCGACUCCCCUCCUGUAUCUGUCAAAUUGAAAAUGCACAACGAUGGCCGCCACGUCACGCUCAGGAGGUUGACCGACGAAGAAGCUGCCGCUAGCCGGGAAGCAAGGCGUCGAGAAAGAAGGAAUUCGCGUCGCCGAGCCGGCAGUGCAAGCUCCUUAUCCGGAAACGAAGGGGGCUCCUACGAUCGGUGGCGUCGUGUCGAAGAAUUGGAGCGCCAACAGCAGGAGCAAAUGCAACGAGAGCAAGCCGCGGCGGCGGCUGGUCUCGGGACAUCGGCGGCUCCAUCAGCUAGUAUUCCUGCAACCUACUAUGCGCCUCCGCCAAAUGCGAGCAACUUGCCCCCUCCGCCCCCGCCCCCUGUACCUUCCAGUCACCCAUACGGCGCAGCCAGUAUCACAUCACCUGGCACUGGAACAUUUACCGGAACCGAAGCCAGCGAAUACGCAAGCAAUCGACGUCGAAGACGUGCGGAACGAGCUCGAGCCCGUCAAGAGCGACAGCAAGGCGUUGAAUUCACCUGAUAAAAUGGGCACACUUGAUUCUUGUUUUUCUUUUUCUUUUUGUAUAGCAACGAUAUGACUCUGACGAUCUCAUGUGGUAAGGUUAUAUCUCUGUUUGUCAGUUUUACUAGCUCUUCAUUGUUGAUGUUGAUCUUGAUAAUUUGAUGUACAUGAUUUUUUUGUGUGUCCGGGCCCCUCAUCUGGUUAUUGUGAUGGGUGCUGUUGCUUUUGUGAUUACAGUAAUGAACGCACGCACGUACGUGGCUCGG